Molecule: messenger RNA, 1192 nt
Organism: Ostrea edulis (European flat oyster)
Lineage: Eukaryota; Metazoa; Mollusca; Bivalvia; Ostreida; Ostreidae
Product: ficolin-1-like
Exons: 5
Coding region: 63-899 (278 amino acids)
Source: RefSeq, a predicted model, not a curated record
UUCAUAAUUAUAUUCUUUGACUGUGUUUACACCCUAACAUCCAAUACUGUCAGAAAUAAAACAUGGUGGAAAAUAUUUCUACUCGGAGCCUUGUGAUCUUGUUCAUGACUAUCAUAUUAUAUAUAAGGAUCCCCCGAUCAAACACUCAGGUAAUAUAUAAUUCCGGAGAGGAAUGCUAUUUGGAAGAAAGAAUAGCGAGGUUGGAAAAGGAACUGGCCACGCUACGCCAUGAACGUAAACCUGCUGACUGUCUGGCGCUGUAUGAAAGCGGAUACACAUGUUCCGGGGUGUACACAAUCUACCCAGGCUGUGGUCAAUCUAAUGUCUUCUGCAAUAUGGAGAUAUCGGGAGGCGGAUGGACGGUUAUCCAGAAUCGCUUUGACGGAUCUGUAGAUUUUGACAGAGAUUGGGUCACCUACAAGAAUGGCUUUGGAACAUCCACUGGUGAAUAUUGGAUAGGUAACGAUGUCAUCCAUGAAUUGACGAAAGCUAACACCAGCUCGUUAUAUGUAUCCAUCACAUUAACUAAUGGGACCACGUUAUUUGAACAGUAUGAGAAAUUCUCUGUUACAAGUGAACGAGACAACUACAGACUCUUCAUUGCUGGACAGGCAACUGGAACGCUUGGAGAUAGCAUUAUAAAGAGAGAGAAAGCGGGUGACAUUAUAAAUGGAAUGAUGUUCACCACAAGCGACAGAGAUAACGACAAAAAUCCGCGUAACAACUGCGGUAGAGAACACUCCGGUGGGUGGUGGUUCAACUAUUGUCACGAUGCUUACCUGAACGGAGUUUAUGGGUCGUCGUCAUGGAUGCAACCCUGGACACCUACGUUGCCAUUAGGGACAUUGAUAAGAAAAACAAUGAUGAUGUUGAAAAGGUUGAAACCGGAAGGGUUUUAGACCACUAGAGCAUUGUACAGUACUGUGCCCUGGGACCACAAAACCUAAAUGAGCUCAAUUUCCUUAAUCUCAGUCGCAUUUUUUUGUUAUUUCUUCAUUUUUUAUACGUGAGACGUUCUCAAAACUGAACUGGUCUACGAUUUAUUGUCAGCGAUUCUAUGCAACUAACAGUCAUCGAAUUAAACCGGCUGAUGUGGACAGAUUUUUACGAUUAAGAAUAUCAGAGUGAUAAAAGACUUGGCAAACUGCUUAAUAAAUAUGUGAUAUAACACAAUAAAAGAUAAUUCAAGUCA